Urocitellus parryii (Arctic ground squirrel) is the source of this 2490-nucleotide messenger RNA. Lineage: Eukaryota; Metazoa; Chordata; Mammalia; Rodentia; Sciuridae. The record is from RefSeq and is a predicted model, not a curated record.
AUUUACAUGUAUGGAGGAAAAAUUGAUUCAACAGGCAAUGUGACCAAUGAGUUGAGAGUGUUUCAUAUUCAUAACGAAUUAUGGGUAUUGUUGACCCCAAAGGCAAAGGAGCAGUAUGCAGUGGUUGGACACUCAGCACACAUUGUAACACUGGAGAGUGGCCAGGUGGUCAUGCUGGUCAUCUUUGGUUACUGCCCUCUCUAUGGAUAUAUAAGCAAUGUAUAGGAAUAUGAUUUGGAGAGGAACACCUGGAGUAUUUUGCACACCCAGGRUGCCCUUGUGCAAGGGGGUUAUGGCCACAGYAGUGUUUUUGAUCACAGGACCAAAGCCCUGUAUGUCCACGGCGGUUACAAGGCUUUCAGUGCUGUUAAAUACAGGCUCGCAGAUGACCUCUACAGAUACGAUGUGGACACCCAGAUGUGGACCAUUCUUAAGGACAGCYGAUUUUUCUGUUACUUGCACACAGCUGUGAUAGUGAGUGGAACCAYGCUGGUGUUUGGAGGAAAUACACACAAUGACACAUCCCUGAGCCAUGGUGCCAAAUGCUUCUCUUCAGACUUUAUGGCUUAUGACGUUGCUUGUGACCGCUGGUCAGUGCUUCCCAGACCUAAUCUCCACUGUGAUGUCAAUAGAUUUGGCCAUUCCGCAGUCUUACACAACAGCACCAUGUAUGUGUUUGGUGGUUUCAACAGUCUCCUCCUCAGUGACAUCCUGGUAUUCACCUCGGAACAGUGUGAAGCACACCAGGGUGAAGCUGCUUGUGUGGCAGCAGGACCUGGUGUCCGCUGUGUGUGGGACACAGGGUUGUCUCAGUGCAUCUCCUGGGAGCUGGCAACUGAAGAACAAACUGAAAAGUUAAAAUCAGAAUGUUUUCCCCAAACAACCCUUGACCAUGACAGAUGUGACCAGCACACAGAUUGUUACAGCUGCACGGCCAACACCAAUGACUGCCACUGGUGCAAUGACCAUUGUGUACCUAUUCAUCUCAGUUGCAUGGAAGACCAGAUUUCCAUUUCUACAUAUGAGAAUUGCCCCAAGGAUAACCCUAAGUACAGUUGUGUCAAGAAGACCAGCUGUAGGAGCUGUGACCUGGACCAGAAGUGCCAGUGGGAUCCCCAGAAUCAAGAGUGCAUCUCCCUGCCUGAAAAUAUCUGUGGCAUUGGCUGGCAUUUGGUUGGAAACUCGUGUUUGAAAAUUACUACUGCCAAGGAGAAUUAUGACAAUGAUAAGCUGUACUGUAGGAACCACAAUGCCUUCUUGGCUUCCCUUAUAACCCAGAAGAAAGUGGAAUUUGUCCUUAAGCAGCUGCAAAUAAUGCAGCCAUCACAAAGCACGUCUAAGCUCACCUUAACCCCAUGGGUUGGCCUUCGGAAGAUCAACAUGACCCACUGGUUCUGGGAAGAUAUGACUCCAUUUACAAAUAGUUUACUACAGUGGAUGCCAUCUGAGCCCAGUGAUGCUGGGUUCUGUGGAAUCUUGUCAGAACCCACUGUUCGGGGAUUAAAGGCUGCAACCUGCAAUAACCCCCUCAAUGGCAGCAUCUGUGAACGGCCUGCAAACCACAGUGCCAAGCAAUGCCGGAUGCCGUGUGCCUUGCGGACUGCAUAUGGGGAGUGCACCAGCAGCAGCUCUGAGUGCAUGUGGUGCAGCAACAUGAAGCAGUGUGUGGACUCCAACGCCUACAUGGCCUCCUUCCCUUUCGGCCAGUGUAUGGAGUGGUAUACCAUGAGCAGCUGCCCCCCUGAAGAUUGUUCAGGUUAUUAUACCUGCGGUCAUUGCUUGGAGCAGCCAGGCUGUGGCUGGUGUACUGAUCCCAGCAACACUGGGAAAGGGAAAUGCAUGGAGGGAUCCUACAAAGGACCAGUGAAGAUGCCUCCACAGGCCUCUGCUGGAASUGCCUAUCCACAGCCCCUUCUGAAUUCCAGCAUGUGUCUAGAGGACAGCAGAUACAACUGGUCUUUCAUUCACUGUCCAGCAUGCAAGUGCAAUGGGCACACCUCGCUGUGUGAUGCCAACACGGGCAGGUGCUUCUGUGCCACCAAGGGCAUCAAAGGGGACCAGUGCCAGCUAUGUGAGGUAGAAAAUCGAUACCAGGGAAACCCUCUCAAAGGAACAUGUUAUUAUACUCUUCUUAUUGGCUAUCAGUUCACUUUUACCCUCUCCCAGGAAGAGAAUCGCUAUUACACAGCCAUCAAUUUUGUGGCCACUCCUAAGGAACAAAACAAGGAUAUGGACAUGUUCAUCAAUGCCUCCAAAAACUUCAAUCUCAAUAUCACCYGGGCUGCCAGCUUCUCAGAUGGAGCCCAGCCUGAGGAACAGAUGCCUAUURUUUCAAAAACCAACAUUAAGGAGUACAAAGACAGCUUCUCUAAUGAAAAGUUUGAUUUUUGAAACCAUCCAAAUGUCACUCUCUUUGUGUAUGUCAGUAAUUUCACCUGGCCCAUCAAAAUUCAGGUUUUAGCCACAGGUGGGCAGUCUGUGGAAUGUUAG